GACUGCUCAUGAACACGUACAAGGUUUCAAGGUUUCAUCCGUGUCAAACUUCUCUUUUUUUGGAGUCCGAAAUUUUAACAGGUUUUGGACUUCAAUAGAGAAAAUGAUUCGAUAUUAGAGUCAUUCUAAUUAUAAUCUUUGAUAGCCUGUCUUUCGUAGAUAUUUUGAAUGUGGUUUCAGUUUAUGCGAUUCUCUCGCAAGUUUCGGCUGGAUUGAUGGACAUUUAAAUUAAAUAUUUAAUGAACAUCAUUUUGGGCAUGGUGUUGGUUUCGUGAACAUUGAGCAUGUUCAGUGCUUGAUCCGAAAGUAGAAAUCAGUUAUGUCUGGGUGCGACUGCAGUCGACGAGACAUUCGCCCUACUUGGGGUUGGUUGGUGGUCCUUGGCGCAUUCAUCGUCAACCUCGCCUGUAUUGGGACCCUCAAAUCAUUUGGAGUUCUCUUACCACACCUGGUAACCAAUCUUCAAGCUGAUACUUCAAUGAUUGGGCUAGCAGUCGGCCUGUCUCACGGGUUGUCUGUCGGUUUCGCCAUUGUCACCAACCAGCUCUUGAAGAAGAUCAGUGCAAGAAAACUUAUCCUCUUUGGUGGAUUUAUAGCGGGUGGAGGAUACUGCACAUGCGCAUUCGUCACCACUAGUGGCGAAUUCAUGGCAUGCGUGACUGUUUCAGCAUUAGGCUACGGCUUAGUCAUCUUAUCCCUGCGAGUGACUGUCGUCCGAUAUUUUCCCAGGAACUACUUCAUUGCUGCCAGCAUUAUGUUGAGUGGUGGUGGGGUUGGAAUGAUGGUCCUACCCCCUCUUACAGAGUUCCUGACAAAUGCUUACGGAUGGAGAGGCACACUCCUGUUGAUAGGUGGCAUUAACCUCCAAACCAUGGUAGCCGGUGCCCUCCUACGCCCCAUCCCUACCGGCCACACCCAGGAAUCUACCCCCUUGACAUCCCGGUCAUCUACCAGCAAUGGUGCAAGUUACUUGAGGCGAUCUUCUGACGACGAGAACGAAAACACUCCUUCAUCCGCCAAGUCUAGUCGAAAAUCUGCUAAAAUCUCAAAGAAAUCGACAAGGAGUGAGGAUGAACCAGGAACGAGCGCAUCAAGCGGUCAGUUUGAGGACUCGGUGGAGGCGGAUAAAUCCUGUUCCAUUUGGAGGACUGUCAAAUACGGAUUUCAAAAGUUGCAAGAGAUUCUGGAUUUCAGGAUAUUCUGUGACUUCCCUCUGUUUUCUCUAGCCAUUGUGGCUAUUUUCCUUCAUGGUAUUACUUACACUGGUUGGAUCCUUUUCCUGGUGCCAAACGCCAGAGCGAAGGGAUGUUCACCUUACUUGGCCGUUUCACUUGCAACGAUAGGGGGUGCUUUUAACGUUGUCGGUCGGCUCUCUGUCGGGUUUAUUCUACAGAUCACCAAAGGUUGUGUAACUCCAUCAGAUGUCUUCGCCUUUACAUUGAUGAUGAGCGCCAUCGCCUUCUGCAUCAACCCUGUCGCCAAUGGGUUCGGGGUACUCGCCCUCGCUGCCGUCAUCAACGGUCUAUCGAACGGGGCGAAGACCGUGCUCGUCACCCUCGUCAGUCGCUCGGCUGUUUCAGCCGAACGUUUUCCGACGGCUCUGUCUUUCGCAAUGUUUGUCCGGGGGUUUUCGGAACCGCUCGGAGGACUGUUAACAGGUUGGAUAUAUGACAGGACAUUAUCAUACGACCAGGCUUUCUUGGUGUUAGGUGGGCUUGACGCAUGUGGGUUUGUCUUUAUGGUGUUUGCAAAAUGUGUACAAUGUCGAACGACGUUGCAUCAAAACUGACCGUAACUAUAGCGAUUGGCUGUGAUUGGUUAGUUGGGUGUCGCAUGACAUGCGAUAGCAGUUUAUAUUGGAUCACCUUAAAGUACUAUAUAACUUCGACUUCGCCACGCAAUAUGGAUUCCACAUGAUCAAGGUUUUGUUUGAAUAUUAUUGCUAUGGGAUUAGGCUUUUUCUUCGGUGUAAAGAAAUUAUACUUGUCAUUUCUAUGCUUGACAUUUUUAUUUAAAAAAAUAAAACACACCUCACUUAUUUUAUCAAUAAUUCUAUACAUUUUUCCUCGAUUCAAUGAAAGAAAAUGUAUUGUGUUUAUAUUUAGAUUAUCAUCAUGGUCAUUAAGUCAUUUUUUCUUGUUUUACCUGAUAAAUGUUGUAAUAUAUUUGAAUGGUAAGUCUUUACCAUGACUAGGCUUUAUUCAACAUAAUCAUGAAAAUUAUUAAAUAAUAAAUUUUCGUGUUCUUUCAAUUCAGCAUUCGGUCUUAGUUAAAGCCUGUGUAUAGCUUUGGUAAAGGGUCAAUAAUGUGAUUGAUAAUCGAAUAUCAUCUAAUAUGACAGUCUUACUGAAGCGUAUAUAGAGACCGUUGGAUAUUUUUCCGACUGCACUUCUCUGAGAAAAUUUCAAAUAUUCAAAUCUUGGAUAUAUAGCGCCCUCUCUCGGCGAUGCUUGUUU
Messenger RNA from Lytechinus variegatus (green sea urchin), 2456 nucleotides. Its product is annotated as monocarboxylate transporter 12-like. Gene Ontology annotation, molecular function: monocarboxylic acid transmembrane transporter activity. Gene Ontology annotation, biological process: transmembrane transport. Lineage: Eukaryota; Metazoa; Echinodermata; Echinoidea; Temnopleuroida; Toxopneustidae. The record is from RefSeq and is a predicted model, not a curated record. The transcript has 5 exons. Bases 320 to 1789 code for a protein of 489 amino acids.